Molecule: messenger RNA, 2406 nt
Organism: Branchiostoma belcheri (Belcher's lancelet)
Lineage: Eukaryota; Metazoa; Chordata; Leptocardii; Amphioxiformes; Branchiostomatidae
Product: leucine-rich repeat-containing protein 4-like
Exons: 1
Coding region: 1-2406 (801 amino acids)
Molecular function (GO): protein binding
Source: RefSeq, a predicted model, not a curated record
AUGACCCCCAUUAAGAAGAGUAUUAGACUAUUCAUGAUACUUGUGUCAGUAGGUCUGACUCUUCCAAAAGGAAGUCUUGCACUUCGCAACUCCACUCUUUGUGAAGGGUAUGAACCGGUAACAUGCACCAUCCACAAAUACAACAGCUGCCCUAACAAGCUAGAAGGCCAUAGGAUGAGCAGUGAGAGACGGUCGUGUGCUGUUUGUACCACUCCCAAUGCGGAAGAUCUCCAGUCACUUUCGUGUGGUCUUCCAUACGGUGUCACAUCUCUCAAACUGACUGGAAUAACAUUUACUCACUUUUCAAUGGCCUCCGUUGGUACACUACCUCGCCUUCGCUUUCUAGAUUUAGAAGGAGAAACCUUGAAUGGGCUUGCAGAUGGGGGACUGUCAGCUUUUCCUUCUUUACAGGGGAUACAAAUAAGACAGACAGAGAUUAGGGAUAUAAAACGUGGCUGGUUCAAUGGCUUGGUCAACGUCAAGCAUCUAAAUUUGGCUUUGAACUUGAUUUCAUCAAUUCAUCCUGGAGCUUUUCAAGGCCUACAGAGUCUCUCCAACCUGAAUCUUUCGUACAAUCAGUUGACACACUUAGAGGAACACCAUUUCUCAGGACUACAAGAUUUGGUGUAUCUGGACUUGUCUUUCAACAAAAUACAGGUUAUAGAGAAAGGUUCGUUCAAAAAUAUAUACCUCACUCUUCUCGAUCUCAAAGGUAACCAACUGAAGAGUAUCAAAAGGCAUUGGUUUUUCGGGAUGAUCGGUAUAAUUUGGCUUUCUCUAGAAGAGAACAUGAUCUCGACUAUAGAACCAGGUACGUUUUCCAGUCUUGGUGGGAUAAGUGCUUUGCAUGUAAGAGGAAAUAGUUUAGCAGUUCUGUGGGAGUCUUGGUUACGGGGGCUUGCAAGGCAGGAUUCCAAAUACAAAACCAUGCUGUUCCUAGGAGUCAGUCCAUUACGUUGCACCUGUGCCAACCGUUGGUUCGCUACGUCGAGCAAAAAGUAUUUUGACAUUGUCCCUACAAGCAUACUCUGCAAGUACCCACUGGAGAUGGAAGGAGGAGACAUCUUUUCUAUUCCCACAAAUGUCUUGCCAUGCCCCUCGCCUGUGGUGAAGAUUACGCAGGACGUCAUUGUUGAUCACGAUUUACAGUUUCGGUGCCAGGCGACAUGGGAGGAAGAGAGCAGUAUCUUCUGGGUCCUACCAGAUAACACGACUAUUGUAUUGCCGGGUUUAGGUGAGGAUGAAAGAAACGCCAACCUGACUUCUCAGCACUUCAACAUUUCAUUCCAACACGACAUAGGUGCUUGUGGAUGGACAUGGGAGACACCGUCAAGUGUAACUACAAACUGCUCACACGGCCUGACCGCUCCAAACUAUGCCGUCAGGACGGUGUCUGUGUUAGUUUUGCCUGAACGACUGGUUCAUAAGUGGAACGGUUUGUCUAUCCACUGCCGUGUUAAGUCCUUUUCAGGUGAUGCGUUGGCUCAAGCACAAAUUAUGUCAAAGGUACCACGGAGCACCACAGAAGAGGAACAUAGCAUCACCGUUGCAUCAUCGCCAAGUCCAACUUUUGCCCCAUACUCUUCUUCACUCUCUCGAUCUUUCACCAUCACAACGUCAACUUCAUCUCAAUGGAAACUGCAGAAACAUCCAACAACAGAUAUGGCGCCUGACACCUCUGAAACGUUGCAUCCAUUGGCAACUACUGUUGACCACAACACUCUCAUCUCAUCAAAGAUUGCCAGCAUCAACACAAGUGCCUAUACACAAGAACUCAUUGUUCUACUGCCUGAACAGACUAAGACACAUUCAUAUCUAAACUGGUACGUUAUGGUGGCGCUAUGUGCCCUGCCCGUGACAAUAAUCACCCUCACAGUCUCCAUCUUAGUUAUAAAGAACAGGCAAAACAACAGUAGGGACAAAGAUACGACAGCCAGACAACAAAAUCACGACGAACCAAUUAAUGGCACGGUUUCUGAGAUCCAGAGUAACCAGCCUAACAACAACACGCCGAAUGAACCGUAUUACUGGACGAUAGAUGAUAACGAUGACGAAGCCGUUCGCCAUUACGGAAUUUCUAAGACUUGUGCUCGGUACGGGCAGGCCGGGGCAAGGUCCUGUGUCAUAGGCGAACAGCGCAAUAACAACGGCAAUCAGGCAACUGCCGAAAGCACUGCAGUCCCUGGUGAUGGGGAGGUGAGGGACAGGGGUGGGACCCACAGUGAUAUAGAAAAUGCUGCAGGUUCUCUGUACGGAUGUGGAGACGUACGGGCCUGUGAUGAGGGACAGGACAGUGUCACGGGUGAACAACACACGGCAGAACCCAUCAUGUGUUACAACCUCUCACUUGGGAAUGACACUAAUGCCGUGGAGACUCAGGGCAGGGUCACGGGGGUCAAUUCCUGA